ACUAUAAACACCUUGUAUCUUGUGAAUGGAGAGGCACUGUGUAUUGUAAGACAAGGUUUCUCUUGUGAAGGCAGCAUAAUAUUUUCAUACACAAGUAGUUAAUUUUAAUAAUCAGAACACCGAUAUGCAGAAUAUAAUUUCAGCGCAGAAGUGUGACAGGGAUCACAAUACUAAUCACGCAGAUUUUAGUAGCAGUAGCCUGGAGGAAGUCCCAGAUUGUGUUUUGAAUCAUUUUAAAUUUCUAAAGUUUCUGUAUUUAAACAACAACGAAUUGAAAACUUUACCGGACUGUUUGUUUCAACGUCUAAACUCUUUAAAAUGGCUCGACGUUAGAAAUAACCAUUUGACAGAACUACCAAGAACUAUUGGAAAUCAUCCGUUUCUGGAAGUUAUUCUUUUACAAGGAAACAUGAUCAGAAAACUACCUUUAGAGUUAGGACUGGUGCCUAACUUAAGGGGAGUGCAGUUUACAGGAAACCCAAUAGAAUAUCCACCCCAAGAUAUAUUAGACAAGGGAGCUCAGUACAUUCUGAAAUUUCUGAAUGAGGAGUGGAAAAUUCAAUCUGAGUUAGAUAUAAGACCAAUUGUGGAGCCAUUUUACAAGACAGAAGAUGAAAAGGAAGGAACAAAUGUGACAUUUCACAGGGCGGGACGACUCAAAUCAAAAUCUGCAUUUUCCUUCAGUGAUCAUUUUAAGCAUUCUGUUCCAAUAACAAGAAGAUUAAAAACAUCUUUACCAUCACUAUCUGUUAUAAGUUACAGUGCAAAGGCAGAGGAUACUACAUUAUUAGUCCCAACAAAUUCACCUACUGGAAAUUCUGGAUAUGAGCUUACAGUCAGUGACUUCAGACAGAGCAGUGAUGCAGGAUCAGCAUGUAAAGUGCCACCAGUUCUUAAGAACAACAAAAGAGGAAACACUGUCACAAGAGCUGAAUGUGAAAAGAAAGUUUAUGAAACUUUGCUGAGGGAUCUCUGGAUAACAAAAAUUAAGUUUAUAUUGGAGAAACAAAAUGAAAUAAUACAGAAAAGAAGAAAUACUGAAUUACUCCAGCAGUGGAGGAAAGAUACAGAAAAACUGAAUCAAAUAAAUAGAAUGCACCUUGAGAAUUUUAAGAAACAUGGACUCAAAAUACCGUUUGAUACAGAUGAAGAUUAUAUGAAGAUACUCUCAAGAUCUGACUUAAAAAAUUCACUGUCAAGAGGAAGAGCUAUCAAGUCCUUGACCGUGCACCCAAUGAUAAAGUCUAUCUCCCAAGAAAUGUCAGAAAUCUUGUCAGUACUGGAUGCUGUAGCCAACAAAGACAUCCACACCUCAUUGGCGCCACACACAGUGCAGAAAACUGCUAGUGAUGAAAUACAAAAGUUGCGUCAGCUCAAGAAGAAACUGUGGGCUCUCCGUCUAAAGUCAGCUGAAGACAGAGACUUCUGCACAGAAAGUAAAAGUGCUGCAUUAUCAACUACAAAAACAUCAAACCUUGAGAGAGAAUGAAAAUAUCACUUCUGAUGAUACUUCUAUCUUAGAUGAAAAUCAGGAUUCGGAAAAAAAUUCCCAAAUCUGUGAUCAGUACUCUCAGUACCCUGGAAACUUGGAUUCAGAUAAAUGGGUUGAAUCUAAACAUAUCUAAGACUCACAUAAUGCAAUUCAAAACCGGGCAGUCAAAAUGUGAGCAGAUUAAGAUUGCCCAGAACAACCAGGAUAUGGAAGAAGUUGACUGAGUCAAAUUCUUAGGCUUAAAUCUGGGUAAAAAUUUGAGCUGGCAGGCACACCUUAAGUAACUUGCAAAGAAAAUGAGCAGCCUUGCAUUUUGUAACGUGCAAUAAGCCAUUUGGGCCAUGUAUCUUCUUAAAUUUAUGAUCUUAUCCUUCUUUCGAUCUUAUUUGAAAUGUUUUAAACUCCGACUGUAUAGCAUGUCGUACUAACUCAGUUAACCCCUGUGAUAAAAACAAGUUUAAUAAAAUUUCUGUACUACAAAAAGAUAUAUUUUUGUUUAUGUGAAUAUAUAUUAUCAUAAUUGGUCUAUUGUGCUGUUGAGUGAGUUUCAUUUUCUGUAAAUUAUUUUUGAUUUAUUGCUCUAUGUUUUGAUCUUAGUAUAGCUGUAUCUUCACUGAUGUACUUUGGGUCAAUGUUAACUGGGUGCCAGUUGGUUGUAUGUUGUCUGGCGGGAAGGAAGGUAGAAGAAAUGUAAAGUUUUCUGGAGUUGUGUAGAGAUGGAAUGUAUUUUGCUGAGUGAACAUUGUAAUUGAUGGCAGCAAGGCAUCUAGGACUAUUAAAAAUGAAAAUUAUAUAUGAAUCAGUUUGUCAUCUACGUUAUUUUAAGUAACACGCCAGCCUAUGGGGUUUCCAGACCUACAAGAGAUCCUGGCUUCCAGAAAGAAGAAAUUCUAGCAACGGAUUG
Molecule: messenger RNA, 2396 nt
Organism: Schistocerca serialis cubense
Lineage: Eukaryota; Metazoa; Arthropoda; Insecta; Orthoptera; Acrididae
Exons: 10
Coding region: 125-1489 (454 amino acids)
Molecular function (GO): protein binding
Source: RefSeq, a predicted model, not a curated record